GAGAUGUCUAGGUGACAAAUCUGACAGUGGACAUGUGAAGACCUUCUUUGAAACAUUCUUUUUCAGUGUUUUAUGUCACAUUUUUUAGACUCUAACCUGUGGGGGAUCAGGACUGAGUGUCACUUGCAAUACCUUUCGUAUUAAUAAAAUGGCAGACACAAUUAAUAUCGCAUUGCGGAGAACAUCUGGAGCCUCAGACGAAAGCAACACUAGUGAUGCAUUUGACAGUCUGCCCUCUUCUGUAACUACUGAUCCAUCAUCGAUCACUAGUUCUCCAUCUAAACCAGUCAGGAAGAGAACCAUUUCUACCGGUGGUUCGGGUGAUACGGUCAUCAGAACAUCUAAUAGAACUAUCUACACCGCUGGAAGACCCCCGUGGUAUAACUCACAGGGACAGCUUCAUGAGGCUUUUGUCAUAGGGUUAUGUGGAGGCAGUGCAUCUGGGAAGACCACUGUAGCCAAUGAAAUCAUCAAAGCAUUGGAUGUACCAUGGGUUAGUCUCCUCUCAAUGGACUCAUUCUACAAGGUGUUGAGCCCCAAGCAGCACGAACAAGCCAACAGAAAUGAGUACAACUUUGAUCAUCCGGAUGCCUUUGAUUUUGAACUUCUUGUGGAGACGUUGAAGAAACUCAAGGAAGGGAAGCAUGUAGAGGUUCCAGUGUAUAAUUUCACAACGCACAGUAGAGAAAGAGAAAUGAAAACUAUGUAUGGUGCCAAUGUUGUCAUUUUCGAAGGAAUUAUGGCAUUUGCGAAGAAAGAACUCAUAGAUGUUAUGGACCUCAAGAUUUUCGUAGACACCGAUUCAGACAUCAGGCUUGCACGGAGACUAAAGCGGGACAUCACUGACAGGGGGCGUGGCCUGGAAGGAGUCAUCAAACAGUAUAAUAAAUUUGUGAAGCCAGCGUUUGAGCAGUUUAUCGAGCCUUCUAUUCAGCAUGCAGAUAUUGUAGUGCCAAGAGGAGCUGAGAAUGAGGUUGCGAUGAUCCUUAUCGUCCAGCAUGUACAUGACCAACUCACAUUGAGAGGGUUCCAAUUCAGAGCUGAGCUACCACUAGCUCACGUCAACCAGCCGCUGCCCGACACACUCUAUGUAGUUACUAAUACGGUCCAGGUCCAAGGGUUGCACACAUUUAUCAGGAAUCGUGACACAGGACGUGAUGAAUUCAUCUUCUAUUCUCAGAGACUGACCAGGAUUCUAAUAGAGUACGCUCUCUCACUCCUACCAUUCGAGGACUGCAUUGUAGAAACACCACAGAAUACCAAGUAUGCAGGCAAGAGAUUCAAAGGCAGGUCAAGUGAUGGCAAAAAUAAGAUAUGCGGUGUGUCCAUUCUGAGAGCGGGGGAGGUGAUGGAGCCUGCAUUGAGUGAGGUGUGUAAGGAUAUCCGCCUAGGGAAGAUCCUCAUACAGACGAAUAACAUAUCUGGAGAGCCAGAGCUUCACUACCUGAGGCUUCCCAAGGACAUCAAGAAAGAUUACGUCAUCUUGAUGGAUGCUACCGUAGCAACAGGAGCAGCAGCUAUGAUGGCCAUCAGGGUCCUUCUGGACCAUGAUGUACCCCAAGAAAACAUCCUGUUUCUCUCACUGCUAGUUGCCGAGUCAGGUGUCCAAACGGUGGCGUAUGCGUUCCCCAAGGUGAAGAUCGUAACCACUGCUGUAGAUAAGGCGGUCAAUGAGAACUUUCACAUCUUACCAGGGAUAGGUAACUUUGGAGACAGAUACUUUGGGACUGGUUCAUGACAGGGAUGACUGGACACCAGCAGAUAUUGGCAUUAGCUUGAGUAAAGACAAUUGCCUUUAAGAACUCCUUCGCUUCUCAGGACAGUUAUAGUGUAUUGAAAGCCAUCUCUGCAAGAUGAACUUGUUUCAUACAGUGUUUGUGGUAACACUUGUUUAGCUCGAAGUGCAGAUUUGAUAUUAGUUUUGUUUUGUGUUCAGAGAAGUGUUUCACAAAGACUAAGAUUGACUUUAAGUUAGACUUAACUAUGACAGGCCUAUCAAGCACUGGUUGCUCCCACCAUUGGUCUCUUAAUUAUGGUCUUUAGAUAAUGUUUUCCUUCAAUAAUGAACUAUCAAAAAAGGUAAAUUCUGUAGAUAUGUGACCAUAAUUUGUACGUCCCUUGCGAGACCAAUGCCAGUAACUGAUGAGAGCAAACAGUGGUAUGAACGGCCUGCAAUAGUAAAUCCAACUUAAAGUCAAUCUUAGUCUUUGUGAAACACCCCCAGGUUGUUUUUGUGUACUGAUACUCCCGUCAGACCGACACCAGACCGACACCAGACUGACAAAAAAUUGCAUUACCCCCAUUCGUCAAAAAUGGGUCGGGUUGGGUUGAUUUGGUGUUGUAACUGAGGUAGUCGUAUACAGGAGAUGCUGUAACCAGGGUGAUUAACAGUUGCCAAAAGUGCACAAUUUAACAACAUCUUAUAUUAAUCAUUAUUAAUAUUAUUUUACCAUGUAUAGUUUUACAGUAAUAUUUGUUUGUUGAACAGUGGCAUUAUAGAGGCACAUCUGUCUGGUAUCAUUUACUUUGUAACCAACUUCUUUCUUGCAGUCAAAAAUUGAAUAUGUGCUUCAGCUAUACAUAAAGAGCCAUCAGCCAUGAUUCAGAGAAUUUGUUAAAUUUGUUGGGUCAAGUGUUCUCCACAGCCCAUCAUUAAUUGGGGAAGUAUACUGUAUACAUACACCUGGCUAUCAUAGAAGAAAAAACAUUGCUCUUUUGGAAAUUCAUAUGUACCAGUAUCCUUAAAUUUUGGUCCCAUUUUCAUUGAUAUUGCCAGCAGCAUUCUCAAAGUGGAAAUUCAGCUUUACAAAUAAUUAUGGGAAGACAUUUGUGACGAAACAAAGAACUUGUCAAAAGAACAUUCUGUUUCUAUUUUAUGUAGCUAGGCAUGAAUUGGCCAUCUCUUCUCAAACAUAUCUUGAAAUUGUAUGAUCCUGAUGUAAAGUAGCCAAGAAAGAGCCAAAUUAAGGCAAGUCCUAUGAGUGUCCUCUGUUCAAAAUAAAGUAUAGUAAGUCUUGAAUAGAUAUGACAUCAUUCCUUUUUUCCAGGGGGGGGGGGGGGGCGGGAGCAGGAAUAUGAGGAUAAAGUACAUCGUAAAUAUUGUGCAUCUUUAUGUAAAGCUACACCAUUCAAAUCGUGCUCAACGGAUUAUGAUCUCAUUCAUAUCAAUGGAGUACAAAAUUGUAAGCAGUUCAGUGUAAAUUAACACAAAUGAUACUCUGUUUGCUGUUCCCAUAA
Molecule: messenger RNA, 3237 nt
Organism: Strongylocentrotus purpuratus (purple sea urchin)
Lineage: Eukaryota; Metazoa; Echinodermata; Echinoidea; Camarodonta; Strongylocentrotidae
Gene: uckl1
Product: uridine-cytidine kinase-like 1
Exons: 18
Coding region: 149-1738 (529 amino acids)
Cellular component (GO): cytoplasm
Molecular function (GO): ATP binding; kinase activity
Source: RefSeq, a predicted model, not a curated record